AUCAAAACAACUUAACCCAGCUGAGUGAGUGAUCGAGUGAACGGUGCAAUGGCUCAUCUCGAGGAGGAGGUGUUGAAAAUUUUGGAGACUAAAUAUUUAUUCACUGGGCUGAAGAAGAACACUAAAGAAUGGAGUGACGAUUGCAUUUUGAAGGUUUACAACAGGUUACUGAAUGUGUACGAUCCGGAAUACAACAGCAGCGAUUUAGACUAUAACUCCAAGAAGGGGCGAUGGCGCACCACAAGGUAUUUUCAGAGGAUGGGCUUAGGUCACAUAGUGCCAAAAGCUGAAGAUUUAACCAAUGGAACCAAGACUCUCAAAGUAAUCACAGUUCUCGAUGACAAAGUCAGUGCUAAAUACAGAGAAAAUGCAUCCCAAAGAAUAAGAGCUGUUGUUAAGCAAGAACAAUUGAUAAAAAUGAAAGAGAAGAGGCCUUGCAGAGGCCAGGAAAACACUGAACCAGAUUUUGAGGGUGCGAAUACUCAGCUAAAUUCAAAUUUGCCCAACUCAGGAGAGAAGCUGCUCUUCAUGAAUAAAGGAAGUCUUGUACAACGAACCCCCAUCAAACCACCUGACAGUGUGCCAGGUAGUAGUAAUUAUAUUCCUUGUGGACGACAAAUUCCAAGAACGCCAAGAUGUCCAGAUAUCAAUAUUGAUAGUGAAACAGAACAUAAUAAUUCAUUGGAAAUACUGCAUGGAAAGACUGGCCAAAAGUCUAAUGAAGAGGAAAGUCACCCAUCACAAAGUAAAGGAAAUAACUACAUUGAAAAAGGUGAAAAUAUUACUUCAUCUCCUGAAGUAGAUUUAGUAUUAAGUAAUCAUAAUCAUGUCAGUGUUCUCCAAGAUAAGCCAAAAAAUUCUCCAUUAACGGCAACUGCAUUCAUUCCAGUGGAAAUUAGUCAUGCUCAGAGCUGUGAUUAUACUAUUAAAAAUGGUUCUCCCAGUGAAGGAAGUAAACAUUGUCCUGCUGCACUUAGUCCCAUGAUAGGCAAGGUUACUCCUGUGGAAAUAGAAUCAAAUAGUGGUAAAGUAGCUGAAAUUCCACCUCCCUUUUUAAAGGACAAAAAUGUAGUUCCUAUUACUUCUGUGACAUAUGGUGAAAGAGAUACAAAGGAAAAGUCACAAGGUACUAUUAGAGCAAAAGAUGUUUUAGAUGAAAAAACUAAUACUUUGUCCUUACCUCCAAAUUGCUCUUCAAGUGACAAAAACAAAAAUAUUUCCUCUGUGGCCAAAUAUCUCUCUGAAGUGGAUGAUCCAAAUACUAGUGAGAAAGCAGUUAUGACUCAAAAGGAGUUCUUAAUUUUAGCUGAGAAACCUCUUCCAAUAACAGGCACCCCAGAUAUAGUAAAUGAACCUGUUUCCAUUAGAGAGUACCAAAAGAAUAUCAUUCCAAAAGGCAAACAAUUGAAGAGGACUCCUACUGGUCCAAUAACAUCCUGUGAAUAUGAUAAAGAUUGUCUUUUGGUUGAUUACUCAGUUCAUGAAAGUAGUAACAGUGUUUUAGAGGUGACCAAAAUUGAAUCUAAUCUUGAUUAUUCUCUUCAGAUAUUUGCAAAGACCAAAAAAGAAAAGACAAGAAAAUGUGAUAACCUAACAAAUGGUGCUGCUAGUGAGACAGACAAUGUUUCUUUGGAGAAUGUGAACAUGAAAACAAUUGUUCCAAAACAGAUAUUCAAAACUGAACCAAAUGCAUCAUUUGAUAAGAAUGUGGAAGAACCAUUAUCAAUUAAUGACAGUUCAAAUAAUGUUAACUAUGCUGAGAAAUGCAGCAAUGAGGAAGAACAAAAUGUUUUAGGUAAUGAUGAUGUGAAGGAAAAGAAUUUAGGACCAGACAAUGAAAGUAUUAUUACUGAUGAAAAGGACAACAAAAAUGAAGAAAGUAUGCAGGUGGAAAGUCAUAGUCGGCAUAAAGAACAAAAGGAUUUGCAGUCUAUUAAAGAGACUAAUGGAAUGGUUGGGUUUAGUAAUCCAGGAAAUGAAGGCAGUUCAGUCUUCGAAGUUUCUGAGAAAGACACAAAGACUAAAACUGGCAGUUUAGGCAAAACUACAGGUGCCUCUGUUGAAUUAGUCCAUGGAGAAGUUGAAGCACGUAUUACUGAAGAAAGCAAUACUAGUUUCACUUCAGAAAACCUUAGUUUACAUUUAUGCAUGGAAGCUGUCUGUAAAGAAGUAAUCAGUGACCAAAAUGACUCAGGAGAUGAUAUCACAGAGACAGUCAAUGCAAUUCAAAGUUCUCCCCAACAAUCAAGCAAACCUAACAUAACAGAGGAAACUGAUAUUCUGUUUGAAAACUCAUUUGACAUUUUCCCAACUAGGAAACAAAAGAAGCUACUGAGGGUGUAUGGUAAUGGCAUUCAAAGUAAGAGCAGGCUUGUCAAAGAGGAUGAUAGGGAGGGAAUCAUCAGAAGUGUUGAAAAAGACAUUGAAAGUAACACUAGUGAGAACAAGGAAAGAAUGGUAAAAGAUGAUGUGGAGGAAAAGAAUGGUGACAAGGAAAAAACUAAAGGUGUUCAAACUCUUGAAGCUCUUGAUGAAAAAGGAGACUGUAAUGUACAGGUUAAAAGACAGACAAGGCAACUUAGAAAUAAAAAUAAAGAUAAUAAGCAGAGGAAAUUAAAUGAAGAUCAGCAUUAUAAUCUUGAAAAUAAGGAAAGUAUUGAGAAUUCUGUAGCAAGAAAACUUCUUGACAACAGUAGAGAUGACUCACUGAUUAAAAAUCAGUUAAGAAGUAGCAAUAUGACUAGUUGCCGGGUAGAGGUGAAAAACCUAAAUUCUAAAGAUAAGAUCACAGCAGUAAAUGUUACCAGUACUAAAAGAGAAACUGGGUUAAGUGAAGGUGGUAAAGGUGAGACUCAUAUUGAAGAAACAGAACAGAGUAUUAGCCUUGACAUUCCUCUGGUAACUAAAAGGAAAGCAAAGACUUCUGGGAAGAAAAUAUCAUCAGCUGAUAAAACUGCUGGAAAAAUUAAUGUACCAACAGGAAGUGUUACAAAGACAAAAAAAGAAUGUGGUGAGAGCGAGACUUUCAUUGGAGAAACAGAAGAGAGUAUUGGUGCUGAAGUUCCUCUAGCACCCAAAAGGAAAGCAAAGACUUCUGGGAAGAAAAUAUCAUCAGCUGAUAAAACUGCCAGAAAAAUGAAUGUACCAGCUUGUUUUACGAAGACUCCAAAAGGUGACGACGAGAGUGAGACACACAUUGAAGAAACAGAACAGAGUAGUAGUGCUGAAGUUCCUCUGGCAUCCAAAAGGAAAGCAAAGACUUCUGGGAAGAACAUAUCAUCAGCUGAUAAAACUGCCAGAAAAAUUAAUGUGCCAGCAACAUGUGUUUCCAAGACUCAAAAAGAAACUGGUUCAAGUGAAGCUGGUGAAAGUGAGCCUCAUAUCGAAGAAACAGAACCAAGUAUUAGCCUUGAAGUUCCUCUGGUAAAUAAAAGGAGGAAAGCAAAGACAUCUGGGAAGAAAAUAUCACCAGCUGAUAAAACUGCCGGAAAAAUUAAUGUACCAGCAACAAGUGUUACCAAGACUGAAAAUGAAGGUGGUGAAAGCAAGAUUCAUAUCGAUAAAGCAAAACAGAAUAUUAGCCUUGAAGUUCCUCUGGUAAUUAAAAGGAAAGUGAAGACUUCUGGGAAGCAAACAUCUUCAGCUGAUAAAACUGCAGGAAAAAGUAAUGGAACAGCAACAAAUAUUACCAAGACUGGGAAAGGAACUGGUUCAAGUGAAGGUAGUGAGAGUGAGCCUCACAUUGAAGAGAAAAACAAGAGAAGUAGCUAUAAAGUAGUGCCACUUGUAACCCAAAGGAAAGCAAGGACUUCUGGAAAGAAAAUGUCUUCAGGUGACAAAACUGAAGGAAAAGUUAAUGUACCAGCAACAAGUGUUACCAAGACUCAAAAAGACCCUGGUUCUAGUGAAGGUGGCGAAAGUGAGCCUCAUAUUGAGGAGAAAGAACAGAGUAUUAGCCUUGAAGUACCUCUGGUAUCCAAAAAGAAAGCAAAGACUUCUAGGAAGAAAACAGCUGAUAAAACUGCAGAACAAGUUGAUGUACCAGUUACUUUGAAUAAGAAUGCAAAAGAAGAAUGCAAUAUACCUGAUAGUUCAUCAGAAAAGGUUCAAAGAACAGUGAAAUCUAAUGUGGAAGAUAAAGAAAACUUAAGUACUGCCAAGGAUGGUGAGAUUAUUGCAAAACCCAGAGGAAGAGGACUUACAUUAGAAAGAAAAUCUAGUCAGAAUGUCAGUAGGCAUAUUGCCAAAAGGGAUAACCAGAGCAUACAUGCUCGUAAACAAAUUCCGCUUGCUGAUAUAACUUCGUCUAAUAUCAAAACAGAUAGGAAGAUUAAGUCAAAAUCACAAAGUACUAUGGGAUCUAUGAAAGGAAAACCCUGUUGUGAAGAGGAUAAGGAAAAUUCUUGUUCUUUUAUGGAACAAAGCAUAAGUGAAAACUGCUCAAAUCAGAAAUCUAACAAAUUUUUUGUGAGUAAAGGAAUAGCUUCACAAAAUGCAUCUGUACCUUGUGCAAAUACAAGACAAAAAAGUAAAAGUAUCAAUUAUUCUGUUUGUAAAGCAGAGAACAGUAUAAACAAGAAUGUUCGUGAAACUAAUAGAAAGAGGUCCUUUAAUUUCAAAAACUCUGAUGAUGGUACUUCAGGCAUUAAGAAGAAACGGGUAUCAAAACAUGCUGUUGACAAGAGUUUGUCUUGCUCAGAACAGAGUUUAGAGAAGAUGGUCCAAGGGGAACAACCAUUGAAAAAUACAACAACUUCCAGGGAAGAAAUUUCAAGAUCUGGCACAGUAUGUAUACAAAGGAAAAAUGAAAGUGUACUGGAAAAGAAAGUGUCUGCAACUCACAGAAUCUUAAACCAGAAAGCUGUAUCAAAGGAGGAAGAAGGUAAUAGUGAUGAUCCAGAGUCCUUGCUUGUAUGUGACAUUAGUGAAAUUAUUCCUACAUCCAGAAAGAGAAAGAUAAAAAUGGCUUUUGUAGAGGAAUUAGAAGUAGAGGCAGAGCACAGAAAUGUAGCUAGAAAUAAGAGGGAAUUGUCUAAGAGUAAAAGAGUGGAAAGCAAGGAGAGAGUUUCAAGAAUUUCAAAGGAAAGUAGUAAUAAAACAAUUGCUGGUAAUACAAGUUUGGUAAAGAAGUCAUUGCCACAGAAAGUUAACGGAAAACAAAUAAUGGAUAAAAACUCUGAUGUGCCUAAAUCUGAGAAUGUAAGAGUAAGUCGUCGAUGUAAAACUUUAGCAUUGGCUGCUAUUAAGGAAUCAUUAAAUGAUUCAGAUAGUUAUGAAAUGUAUAGGAAGAGCAAGCACUAAUUAUUUUCAUGCACACUUGUUCCUGAUAUAGUGUCGUAUCAUAAAGGAUGCCCCCUCCUUCCUUAUUUUUGUGUAAUUAUGAGAUUUUUCAUGUACAUUGUGUUUUAUACUGCAAUCAGCUUUUCAUUAAUGUUCUUUCAAGUUUUACUAC
This is a messenger RNA of Macrobrachium nipponense, 5452 nucleotides long. RefSeq lists its product as uncharacterized. The record is from RefSeq and is a predicted model, not a curated record. NCBI's taxonomy places the organism in Eukaryota, Metazoa, Arthropoda, Malacostraca, Decapoda, Palaemonidae. The transcript is spliced from 4 exons. Bases 49 to 5301 code for a protein of 1750 amino acids.